Messenger RNA from Manduca sexta (tobacco hornworm), 3680 nucleotides. RefSeq names its product alpha-tocopherol transfer protein-like. Bases 96 to 1001 code for a protein of 301 amino acids. The transcript has 5 exons. Gene Ontology annotation, cellular component: membrane. Gene Ontology annotation, molecular function: phosphatidylinositol bisphosphate binding. Lineage: Eukaryota; Metazoa; Arthropoda; Insecta; Lepidoptera; Sphingidae. The record is from RefSeq and is a predicted model, not a curated record.
UUUUCAUCAGUUGUCAAAUUAUAGCCUUAGAGGUUGGGUGUGCGGUUAAUUACAAUAAAAUCGUGUUUAUUUACGUCAAUAAUUCACAAAUAAAAAUGCCUGUUGAAUUAGAAUUCGACUAUGACGAGGCGACGGCCUCUAUGGACAAGUUUUCGCAAGACGAUAUCGACGAGUUACGAGCGUGGACAGAGAAAUUGGACAAAUCAAAAUGCGUACCAAAAGAUUUGACUGACAAACAAUUGUUGUUAUUUUACAACGCUUGUUAUGGAGAUAUGGACAAAACCAAAACCUGUAUGGAGAAAUACUAUGCGUGUAGGAAAAACGCUCCAGAAUUUUUCGACAACCGCGUCUUCAACACGCAAGAAAUGAAGUCGGCACAGGAUGUGUUAGAAUUCUCCUUCCUACCUGGCAGGUCGUGCGACGGUUACGCCAUCAUCUACCAUCGGCUGCACGAGACGGAACCUUCCAAAUAUAACCUAGAAGCAGGCGUCAAAUUGCUGUUUAUGACUGUUGAUGCAUGCUUAACCAAAAGAGGUCCUCAGCCCGGCUACAUAUUCCUCUUCGAUAUGAGAGGAGUGCGCUUCGGGCAUUUAACGCGUGUUAGUUUAUCAUCGUUAAAGAAGUUCUUCCAGUACGUGCAAGAAGCGAUGCCGGUGAGGAUGCGCGCCAUCCAUGUUUUAAACACAGAACCGGUGAUGGACAAACUGAUGCUACUCAUCAGGCCGUUUAUGGACAAAAAGUUCUUUGAUAUGCUAAAAUUCCACCAUAAAAACGAAGACAUGGAGAAGUUCUACGAGACGGUGAUACCCAGGUCUUCGCUCCCCCCGGACCACGGCGGCACGCUCCCCGACACCCAGACCCUGCACAAGAAAUGCAUGCAGCAGCUACAACUCCUGGAGCCGUACUUCAAGGCUGAAGAGGAGCAGAGGAUCAACGCUCUGCCAGAUAAGAAACGAGAGAAGGCCAUGGAGAAAGCCUUUAAGAAUUUGGACAUAGAUUAAUUUUGGUUUAUGUAAACAUACGGUGAUGUUUUCGCGCCAACUUUUCUAUAAGCAUAUUUAAUAGGCAAUCGCUAAUCUGUCUUAACGGCAGAGUUGUAUUUCGUGCGCGGUACGUCCGCUCUGAGGACCCAAGUUUGAAUCCCAGGUCGGGCAUAUAUAUUAUUUUUUUUGCUCAAUAUCAGCUCGGGUCCUGCAGUGCCCGAUACGAAUAUAGGCUCGCCCUCAAACACAUCACGAGGACACUCAUGGCGAAAAAUGGGUUCGGUUGUAACUCUGCCUACAAUUUGAGGGAUAAAAGGUGAUGCGUAAUAUCUUUAUUAAUAUUGGAUUAAUACUGCAUAAUAAUGGCAGUGUGAGGUGCGAUUGUUAUAUCCAUCCAGCUUUGUAAGUCGAAAGAAAUCUCAGGUAUUAUAAAUCCUACAACGUAUUUAAUGAAGUUUCUUUGUUAGAUAUGGUAGGAAGGUACUCUUACAAUUUUCGGGGACAUCUUACAAUUUUUAGGUUUGAGAGUGGCUAAGAAAAGCGGCAAAUAAAUUGCUGUUGGUAGGAUAUAUUUUAUAUCCGCUCGGAUAGCAACCACCGUACACAAACUGUUAAAACACGCCAUAGUGGCCCACAUAAGUGUCGCGUUUCGGGAUCAGCCUGCGUAUAUCCGGUUCCAACAGACCGGCAUAAUUGUGUCGACUGCCGAGCGGUAAUCUCUCGUCAGUCGACAUUCUAUCGGACCCCACUCCACUUACCAUUAGGUGUAAUGGGAUCGCAUUGUCAUGACCAUAAAAAUAAACUCAGCGAUUGAAGUACCCGAACAAGUUGGCCGCAAUUAUCGCUCGUAUGUUCCUGGUUUUAGCAUAUGUUAUUGAAUGCAUUUCGUACAUUUAAAAUGAAAGCUUGGUGUUUGUAGAUUUAUUGUUGCGUUAGUAAAUAUGUUCAUGUCGAUAACAUGCUAAUGUAGAAAAUGUCGGAUUAAAAAAUAUGUGUGUCGGACGCGUAUUUAGGAAAAACAGUUCCUUGGUGAGAAUAGCGAAAAAUAAAAAGCGGAAUAAUGUUUUCACUUUUUAUGGAACAUAGACGUAGUAAAAAAAAAAAUAUAUAUGACCUAUUUUUUUUUGCCAAAUCCUAAAUAAGCGCCUGACACAAUAAUACAUUAUAAUUGUAAUGUUUGUUCGUAGUAGAUAUUUAGCAGUUCGGACUCGUCUUUUUUAUCGACAUACUUCCUAAUAAUACGAAAAGUCUGUGAUUGGCAGCUCUCAGAAAAUGUGAUUAUUAUUAUUAAUAUAUAAAUAAAUAGCUUGUUGUGUUUAGAAAACAAUAGUGUAAACGUUUUGAAAAUGCUUACCCAUGCUGUGAUUAAUAAAAAGUACUAUUUCAUAAUUAGCGGUCGUGCUGGCAACACAGUAGCCGGCUAAGUUUAUUAUAAAAAUGGUAUAUUCUUUUUUUGAAUCGUUAUGGUAGUUUCGUACAAAUUCUAGAAUAGUUUUUUUUCCUUUAGGGGCAAUAAAUAUUUUUUACUUUAAUACCUUUUCAUAAUAAAUGCUAUUACUUUUGUAUUGAAGAAUAGUAGAAUGAAAAUUAAUGAUUGUAUUCAAAUCGGUCAAUGUACUACACAAAUUCUAAAUGUUAUUAGUGUAUAAAAAUUGUGAACUUCUAUAAAUCCUUUAUAUCUCACUGUAUGUGAAAAUAAUGUCAAUAUCUAAAGAUAAUGUUAUCGCAGUUUGCUGUUGGGCAAGAUUAUUUAGCAAAGUUAUAUUAAGAAAUUAUCGUGCUGAUAUAAAAUUGGCACAUUAUCAAAUUACCUUAAUUAAAGCAAUUAUUUUGUAAAAAUAAUAUUUUGUCAUAAAAAUAUCCUGAUCCAAAAGCAAUCAAGAAUAAUUCACAAUUAUAUGUGAAUUAUUCGUAAUCACUAUAAAACUAUAUAAGUUCAGGUUAUGUGAGCAAAGAUUUAAUUACUUAGAUAAAUUGUUAAGAAGCUAUUCCUUGCUUUUAAAACUGUAUUUAAAUGGAGCCGUUUGGUCAGUUGACUGUUGGCUCAAGCUAUGCAAAUAGAUUAUAGUAAAUAUCUAAACGUCCUAUUACGUUUAUGGCGUUAAUGUCACUACAUGUAGGUAUUUAAACAAGUAUUAAGAUUAUUCAAGUUUAUAUAUGACAAGUGUCGGGAUCUGAUUAGAGGUAACGAUUUUGUCUAUGUGGUAUACAUUAUAAAUAAAAAGUACAAAAUUCGUAAUAUCUGUAUUGACUAUGUAGAAUGCAUAUUUUUCUUAUAUUUCUUUAUUUACUGUUGACUAUAAUAUCUCAGAAUGGAGACAGUUUUCCAUACCAUAACUAUGUUGAUUAAGUACAGAAUAUUUGUACAAAAUAGAUCAACGUCGCACAAGGGCCUUAUUCUGUAUGAUACUGUAAACGCGUAAUGCGGCCGUGUCAUAUCUUCGUGAAAUUCACGUGGAAUGGUAUCCUGUAUGCCAAUUUCUAUUGUAAACAUGACGCGGUGCAUUACGCCAGUCAAAAUAACGUGUGGGGUGGAGAAUAAGGCCCCAGCUUUCCUUUACGUAGGACGAUAAUGGUGCCAACUAAUGGUCAAAUUAUACAAAGAAUAGUAAAAGGGGACGCAAUGACUAGUAAAGGACUGACAUUAAAAAGUGGAGGCGGAUGAACUCGGCCUUUCAUGAUACUUUAUAACUGAUU